Molecule: messenger RNA, 3841 nt
Organism: Exaiptasia diaphana
Lineage: Eukaryota; Metazoa; Cnidaria; Anthozoa; Actiniaria; Aiptasiidae
Product: unconventional myosin-VI
Biological process (GO): vesicle transport along actin filament; endocytosis; actin filament organization
Cellular component (GO): myosin complex; endocytic vesicle; cytoplasm
Molecular function (GO): ATP binding; microfilament motor activity; actin filament binding
Source: RefSeq, a predicted model, not a curated record
UGUUGGUCACGUGACGUUAGGCAGCCGGCAAAACUUCUAACUACAGCUUGACGAUAUCUUUCUAAUUUCUAGCUGUCGAAAGCUGGUUUAGCCAUGGAUUUUGGUGGCAAAGUAUGGAUACCGGACAACGAACAUGGUUUUCUUCUAGGAACAAUUGUAGAUAUCGGAAGUGACACAGUUUCUGUGGAGCUUGAUUGCCAGAAAGGAAAGUCCAAGCCUGCGCCGUAUAACCGGAUUUUUCCGGCCGAGAGAGAUCAGAACAAAGAUGUGGAAGAUAAUUGUGCCCUGAUGUUUUUAAAUGAAGGCACUCUACUCAAUAAUUUAAGAAUACGAUACAAAAAAGAUAAAAUAUAUACCUAUGUAGCCAAUAUUCUUCUAGCCGUCAACCCAUAYCAUGAUGUACGAGACUUGUACUCUAAAGAAACCAUUCAUAAAUACCACGGCAAAUCACUGGGUACCAUGCCUCCUCAUGUCUUUGCAAUAGCUGACAAAGCUUAUCGAGAUAUGAGGGCAUACAAACAAAGUCAGUCCAUUGUUGUUAGUGGUGAAAGUGGGGCUGGGAAAACAGAGUCAACAAAAUACAUUUUAAGGUUAAUAAAUAUCUUUAUUUUGCUGACAGUUGUCGUGGGAGGUUUUAUCUCUCAUUAUCUACURGAGAAAUCUCGUAUAUGUAAGCAGUCAAAUGGUGAACGCAACUACCACGUUUUCUACCGACUCUGUGCAGCACCCAAAGCCGUGAAAGAUAAACUUAAAAUUAAAACAGCUGAGGACUAUUUUUACCUGAAGCAAGGCUCCAUCAAAGACCCUAGUCUUGAUGAUGUUAAAGACUUCAACCGUAUGGACCAAUCAAUGGAUAAUGUUGGCUUCUCYAAAGAAGAGAAAGACAACAUCUACCAUGUUGUCUCUGCUGUGCUCCAUCUUGGAAACAUUGACUUUGAGGAGAAAGAUGAUGCAAAAGGUGGUUGUGCUGUAGCUGGUAAGAGUAUGGAUGACCUCAACACCACUGCAGCACUGCUUCAUGUCUCAUCUGAAGAGCUACAGAUGUCGUUGACAACUCGCAUGAUGUCAGCAGGCGGGGCAGACAUGAGAGUCCCACUGACUAAAGAACAAACUUGCCAAGCACGUGAUGCCCUGGCUAAAGCACUCUACACUAAGCUGUUUGAUCAUAUUGUGAAUCAAGUGAAUCAGUGCUUCCCAUUUAAAUCUUCUGCUACUUUCAUUGGAGUGUUGGACAUUGCUGGCUUUGAAUACUACGAGCUGAACAGCUUUGAGCAGUUCUGUAUMAACUACUGCAAUGAGAAGCUACAGCAAUUCUUCAAUGACAGGAUUCUCAAACAGGAACAAGAACUGUAUGAUCGAGAGGGACUGGGUGUUAAGUCAGUCAAAUACAUGGAUAAUCAGGACUGCAUUGGUCUGAUAGAGUCCAAGAAGACAGGUAUUCUCGACACACUUGACGAAGAAAGCAARCUYCCCAAACCAACAGCUGCUCACUUCACUACUGAGAUUCACAACAAACACAAGGACCACUUUAGACUGACCAUCCCAAGAAAAUCUCCUUUGAUGUAUCACCGUAAGUUGAGAGAUGACGAAGGGUUCCUCAUCMGACAUUUUGCUGGAGCUGUGUGCUACCAUACAGCACAGUUCAUCGACAAGAACAACGACGCUCUUCACAGCGACUUGAAAGAGCUAAUCAGCGACAGCAAAGACUCGUUUAUCAAGAGUCUGUUUCCUAGUGAGUUCGCAUCUGAUAGUCAAGUUAUUGGGAACAUUAGCAUGCUUUGUUCCAUGCUCUUGGUAUGAGCGACAAAGAUUACAAGUUUGGGUCCUCCAAGAUUUUCUUCAGACCUGGAAAGUUCGCCGAGUUUGACGAGGUCAUGAAGCAAGACCCAGAGAACCUGAAGAUCCUUGURGCYAAAGUCCAGUCCUGGUUGAUCCGUACAAGAUGGCGUCGUGCUAUUUAUGGAACGUUCUGCGUAAUCAGACUGGCCAAGAAGAUCAAGUACAGAGCUCAAGCAAUUGUAAAUAUCCAAAAGUCUGUUAGGAUGUUUAUCGCCCUUGCCAAGCACAAACCCAGAUAYAAACACAUCAUCAAGAUACGUCUGCUUGAGGUGCAAGUUAACAACAUGGCAGCUUCAGCAUCUAAACUCAAGAAAGACAAAGACCUUGUUCUUAAACAUAUCAGCGGYGUCAACAACGAUUUGGCAGCUGCCAUUAAAAAAAUAAAGGCAACAGUCAUGCGUCGUAAGGACAUCGAACAAGAAUAUUUCGCGUUGGUGCAGAAAGUUAACAACCAACUCAAUGACUUGAACAAGAGACAGGAGCAACAAAAGAUCGCUGAGGAGCAAGAACGUCUGAGAAAGAUCCAAGAAGAAAUGGAACGGGAAAGAAAGAGAAGAGAAGAAGAAGAAAGAAAACGGAGAGAAGAGGAAGAGGAAAGAAAAAGGAAAAUGGAGAUUGAGCUUGCGAGGCAGCGUGAAGAGCAAGAACGCAAACGACGCGAAGAAGAGGAACGCAAACAGCGUGAGAAAGAGGAGAAGGACAGRCAGUUCCAGCUUGAGAAACAAAGACUUCAGGAGGAGGAGCAAAAGCGACAAGAGAUGAUUGAACAAGAAAGACGUGACCGUGAAUUAGCAAUGCGUCUUGCUAACGAAGAAGAGGCCGUCGCUGCUGAGUCAGAGCAAUAUCAACAACAGCCUUUACAGAGAAACCUACCAAGUAAGAAAGACAAGAAACACGAUCUCAGCUCGUGGAAAUACGCUGAACUUCGAGACACCAUUAACACAUCUUGUGAUAUUGAGCUACUUGAAGCAUGUAAGGAGGAGUUCCAUCGCCGUCUAAAAGUCUAUCAUCAAUGGAGGAAGAACAAUAAAGCACGCGUGACGUCAAAAGAAGGCGCUCCACAGAGAGCACCAAAGGAAGUUCAAGAAGCAGCUGAUGAAUCUGCCCCACCWAUCCCCCCACGCCCAGCUCGUGAUGGUCAGCCAGAACCCCCAUCCCUCCCACCUCGUGUUCUGCAAAGGUUUUUCCGUGUACCGUUUGUCAAGAAGACAGACGUYCACCGUGAAUCUGAGUACAAGAAGCAAGGAUGGUGGUUUGCACACUUUGAUGGUCAAUGGAUCGCUCGUCAGUURGAAAUUCACGAAGGUAAAGAACCUCUUCUUCUAAUUGCCGGUCAAGAUGAUCUAGACAUGUGUGAGUURAGUCUUGACGAGACUGGGUUGAUCAAAAGACCAAGGGCACAAAUAACCCAGCAAGAAUUUGAAACAAUCUGGCAACGUGCUGGUGGGAAACCAGGAAAAUACCAAGCAAAAUUUUACCAAGGAGCGAGAUAGGGGGAAGUCUCCACUGGUGGAGAACGCGAGUWGKAGUAAUAGGUGGAGAACCCGAAAGCACCAAAAAUUAGGAAUUAAAUUAAAAUAAAUAUGAAAGUUAGGUAAGGAGUAAAUAUUGAAUAAGUUACCGGUGAUAUUUAAUAUGAAAUUAAGUGCAUGAAGCUGUAUUUUUGCAUGUGAAUCUUCUCUUUUAGGUCUAAUACAAUUUACAUAGUUGUGUAGUUUUAAUAGUGUUGUGUUGUAUCUUGAGAUCUUGGCUUAAAGCUAAGAAGUCAUUAUUAUUUUCCAUAUUCGRUUUUUGUUUCACGCUAAUAUUAAAGCUUUUGUAUUUGUUAUUUUUUCCACCGUAGUUUUCAGUUUUUGAUUUUCUCUUUAUUGCAAAGGAACACUAAACAUCUGUAAUAGAGAAUCUUUCUUGUAAAAUAAUCACUAAUAUAGCAAGAUACUUCCAGUUGUAAGUUAUUAUAAUACCAUUAAUGGUCAAUAAUUAAAGUAAUUUUUUACUGGAA